Molecule: messenger RNA, 9753 nt
Organism: Panthera uncia (snow leopard)
Lineage: Eukaryota; Metazoa; Chordata; Mammalia; Carnivora; Felidae
Product: zinc finger protein 660
Exons: 6
Coding region: 2025-5099 (1024 amino acids)
Biological process (GO): negative regulation of transcription by RNA polymerase II
Molecular function (GO): RNA polymerase II cis-regulatory region sequence-specific DNA binding; DNA-binding transcription repressor activity, RNA polymerase II-specific
Source: RefSeq, a predicted model, not a curated record
AGAGAUUUCCGGGAUCCUGGAGGGGCCGGAAGUGGGCCUUGUUCUCGCUUCCGGCUCUGCCAUUGUUUUCGCUUCUGCGGGCCACGGCUGUGUCCCGCACCCAGGGGUCACCGCCACACUACCCCGGUGAGCGGACCAGGGACGGGGAGGGAGGUGCUGCCCGGGCCGGGGUCGCUGGGUUGGAGCCGCGGCCGCCCGCAGCACUGAUCGGCGACGCCGGCCCGGCCCACGCUUCGCCCCCGCGGCCGGCGGCGGGUCCCUGUGACGGGAAGCCGCCGGUUAUAGAGCCUCCUCUUUGUCCAGUGCCCUUGAUCAGCCGUGCCUGGCCAGGAGCCGGGCACCUGCCGGUACAGCGGUUGAAAAGGGCAGACGUGGCCAGGUGAGCGGCGCCGCAGAAACCCUGGUUUAACGCGAAAUGUAGGUGGAUGUUUUCCCAACCUUGCAUUGAAAGACAAUAGGAAGCGUCAGAAGUGAGAGACAGUCUCGAAAUUUCAAACGUCAAGUGACACUUGGAGACUCAAAAGUGCAGACGAGAUUAGCUGCUGAGCAUUCGGAGCUGUUAGAGAAGUAGGAAAAUGAUCAGAACUUUCUACAGGUGUGGGAUUUCAGAGCGGAAUUAACGGAUUAUUUUAAAGUGUUUUGUUUGUGUUUGUUUUUUCCUUACAGGAACUGAAGCCUAGAGAGAAGUAGCUUACCGAGGUUCCUGAGUUGCGUGGUGACUAGCCUAGACGCUCUGGUUACAAUGAAGGUGCUGAUUCUCAGAGUUUUGCAUAUAUAAACUGGAUACAACUUUCCCCCCCACUUCAGUAUCAGCUGAAUGAGUCACAUUCAUUUGUCUAGCAAAUGUUUACCACUGUAUGCCCUGUACGCACACCUAUAUACAAAGAAGACUGGGAAACAGCCUUGCCGUCUGAGUCCUUCCACACAGUGGGGGAGACAGCAAUGUAAACCACAAACACAGUGUGAGAAGUGCUCUAGCAGAGGUUUGAAUGAAAAAGGUGCUGUGGGCCCACUGAGGCAAUAACGACACUUAAGCCUCGAGAGAUCAGGAAGGUUUUCUAGGGGAGGUGGUUGAGUAGAAAAAGGUCUGGCAUUUUCUGACUCCGUUCGGUUCCUUUCCUUUGGUGGCUAUCUAGCAGGAGGGUGUGAGUGACGAGUUGUGCAUAAACUAGUUAAAACAGCAGUGUUUCAGUGAGAGUAGAGAGAGGGAGGCUUCCAGCUCUCUUCCUGCAUGGGACAAUCAGGAAAGCACUCAGGAGAAAAUGGUGUUUGUUUUGGGUCUUGACAGAUGAGCAGGAGUUUAUCAAACGUUGAAGAAGAAAAAUCCAAUCAGGGUAAGAGUAUAUGUGAUUCUAGCUGUGUCUCUGGAGCGUUAGUCUCAAUCUAUGUUGUGCAUUUCUGUCACAAUAAAGAAGAGAUUUGAGCAUUCACUUCCAACAUAGGUUCAUUUACUUCCAACAUAGGUUUACUUACAAAUUAAAUAUAUGUACUGUUUUGCGAAUUUCAGUACACAUAAGACAUAUGCUAAAUAGGAAUUAAAUAGCAACUUACUAUGUUCUUAUAUACUCUUUGCAUCACCUUGCGUAUUCCUCAUUUGGAGAUCAUUACAGCCUUUCUAGUCUGGGCAUUGGAGAGAGUGUUAGAGGGUGUGGCUAGAAAAGAGGCCCAAGGCCAGGUGGUAAAGGGCUGUGAAUGCUAGUCAUAGACAUUUAGGUUUUAUCCUGUAGAUGAUGGGAGCCACUGAAAAGUUUAAGAAGGCAAGUCACUUGGAGAGAUGCUUAGAGAGACUGCCCUGAUUGUGCCCUUUUUUUCCCCCCGGAGCUUUGGGUUUGAACUGUGGAUGGUCUGUCAUCAGCCUGGGACUGAACACUUUGGGACUCUGAUUUCUCUCUUGGUGUUUCUGUAGGUGACACCCCAUCACCCUAUACCCCCAACUCUGAAAAACAGCUCCUGAAACCUGAAUUAUAGAGCAUCAUUUUAAUUGGACAAACUGCAGCUGAAACAAGCUUCUCUUUGAGGUCACAAUGGCCACCCAAGGCAGGGGAACUUUAGGCCUCAUCCCUAGGGGUGCGGUUCUGCAGAAGCAGGAGUGGCGCCAGACCAUGAAGCAGGAGCCAGGGAGCCAGACCUGGGGUCAGGCCUGCAACCUCCAAAAGAACCACCCUCCCGUCUGUGAAAUUUUCCGGCUCCACUUCAGACAGUUAUGUUACCAUGAGAUGUCUGGGCCUCAGGAGGCGCUGAGCCGGCUCCGGGAGCUCUGCCACUGGUGGCUCAUGCCAGAGGUGCACACUAAGGAGCAGAUUCUGGAGCUGCUGGUGCUGGAGCAGUUCCUGACCAUUCUGCCUGGGGAGCUCCGGACCUGGGUGCAGCUGCAUCAACCUGAGAAUGGUGAGGAGGCUGUGGCUGUGGUGGAGGAUUUCCAGAGACACCUCAGUGGACCAGGAGAGGUUUCAACUCCUGCACAGGAACAGGAAAUACAUUUGGAGGAGACCACAGCCCUGGGCACAUCAGAAGAAUUUCUUCCUACCUUGCCCCUCAGUGAGGGUUCAGCCCCUGGAGCCCACCUGGAGCCUCCUCAGGACCCAGGGACAUACCUCCUCCACAAUGGGCACUCUGGUCAGUGUGCUUCCCAGGUGCCUGCCGUUUCCCAAGCUGGGAAGUCAGGAGACCAGGCAGCAGCAACUGUGCUUCGGAUGGUCAGGCCCCAGGGUUCUGCAGCGUACGAGUUCCUGUCUGUGGACUAUACCGAGAGGAAGUGGAAAGGUCCGGCACUCAGUCAGAGAGCCGUGUACCGGAGCCUCAUGCCGGAAAAUUAUCGCAGAGUGGCCUCAUUGGCAAAUGAGGCUAGGAUGGAGUGUCCAGAUUUGCCUGCAAAGCAGGAAGUUUCUAAAAGACUGGGGUCAUCUGAUGGGACAUCAGGAGGCCUCUGUGGGGUGGUUUCUGGGGAACCAGAGGCAGGAACUGCCUGUGAAGGUGCUUUAGAGAAGCUGGAAGGGCAACCCUCAGAUGAGGAAGGGAGCAGACUGGAAAGUGACUUCUUCAAACUAACACACAAGGAUAAAGGUAAAUCCACAAAAGAUGGAUGUGAUGAAUAUAAGGAUCCAAAUCUGUCCUCUAGUGCUACAGAACAUCAGAGAGUUCUCAAGGGACAGAAAUUUUACCAGUGUGAUGAAUGUGGUAAAGCUUUCAAUCGGAAUUCGCACUUCAUUGGGCACCAGAGAAUCCAUACUGGAGAGAAACCCUAUGAGUGUAAUGAGUGUGGGAAGACUUUCAGGCAGACCUCUCAGCUCAUAGUUCAUCUCAGAACCCAUACAGGGGAAAAACCCUAUGAGUGCAGUGAGUGUGGAAAGACUUACCGACACAGCUCCCAUCUUAUUCAACACCAGAGACUCCAUAAUGGCGAGAAACCAUAUAAAUGCAAUGAAUGUGCUAAAGCCUUCACUCAGAGUUCCCAACUAAUUGACCACCAGAGAACCCAUACUGGAGAGAAACCUUAUGAAUGCAAUGAGUGUGGUGAGGCCUUUAUUCGGAGUAAAAGUCUCGUUCGACAUCAGGUACUUCAUACUGGUAAGAAACCUUACAAGUGUAGUGAAUGUGGGAAAGCUUUCUGUUCUAAUAGAAAUCUUACUGAUCAUCAGAGAAUCCAUACUGGCGAAAAGCCUUAUGAGUGUAAUGAAUGUGGCAAGGCCUUCAGUCGGAGUAAAUGUCUUAUUCGACAUCAGAGUCUCCACACUGGGGAAAAGCCAUACAAAUGUAGUGAAUGUGGGAAAGCCUUUAAUCAGAACUCUCAACUUGUUGAUCAUGAGCGAAUUCAUACUGGAGAAAAACCUUUUGAAUGUAAUGAAUGUGGCAAGGCGUUCAGUCUCAGUAAAUGUCUUAUUCGACAUCAGAGACUUCACACAGGUGAAAAGCCCUAUAAAUGCAACGAGUGUGGAAAAUCCUUCAAUCAGAACUCACACCUCAUUAUACACCAAAGAAUUCACACUGGUGAGAAGCCUUAUGAAUGUAAUGAGUGUGGGAAGGUCUUUAGUUAUAGCUCCAGUCUCAUGGUACAUCAAAGAACCCAUACUGGGGAGAAACCCUAUAAAUGUAGUGAUUGUGGGAAAGCCUUCAGUGACAGCUCACAGCUCAUUGUACAUCAGAGAGUUCACACUGGAGAGAAGCCCUACGAGUGUAUUGAGUGUGGGAAAGCUUUCAGUCAGCGUUCCACUUUCAAUCACCACCAGCGAACUCACAUCGGAGACAAACAGUAUGUAUGUACUGAGUGUGGGAAAGCCUUUAGUCAGAGUGCAAACCUUACAGUACAUGAGAGAAUCCACACAGGGGAGAAACCCUAUAAGUGUAAAGAGUGUGGAAAAGCCUUCAGUCAUAGCUCCAACCUUGUGGUUCAUCGGAGAAUCCACACUGGACUGAAGCCCUACACAUGCAGUGCAUGUGGGAAAUCUUUCAGUGGUAAGUCACACCUCAUUCGGCACCAGGGAAUCCAUAGUGGGGAGAAAACUUAUGAAUGUAAGGAGUGUGGGAAAGCCUUUAGUCGGAGUUCAGGUCUUAUUUCACAUCACAGAGUUCAUACUGGGGAGAAGCCCUACACUUGUAUCGAGUGUGGGAAAGCCUUUAGCCGUAGUUCAAACCUUACUCAACACCAGAGAAUGCACAAAGGAAAAAAAGUUUACAAGUGUAAGGAGUGUGGGAAAAUAUGUGUCUCUAAUACAAAGAUUAUGGACCAUCAAAGAAUUCACACAGGGGAGAAGCCUUACGAAUGUGAUGAAUGUGGAAAAGCUUUCAUUUUAAGGAAGACCCUUACUGAACAUCAGAGACUUCACCGUAGAGAGAAACCUUACAAGUGUAAUGAAUGUGGGAAAGCUUUUACUUCUAAUCGAAACCUUAUUGAUCAUCAGAGAGUUCACACUGGCGAGAAACCCUAUGAAUGUAAUGAAUGUGGAAAAACCUUCAGACAGACUUCUCAAGUUAUUCUACAUUUGAGAACCCACACUAAGGAGAAACCCUAUAAAUGUUGUGAAUGUGGGAAAGCCUACCGUUAUAGCUCACAGCUUAUUCAACACCAGAGAAAACAUAACGAGGAGAAGGAAACCUCAUAAAUGACAUGUAUUGUGGAUAGUAGGCCUAACUGCUACUUUUUGGAAAAACAGGCUUUCAUUGUUAUCGACCUUAAUUCAAUUUCUGAGACUCCAUAUGGGGGAAGUUACCAGAAGUAGACAAAGAUUAACAAAGGGAUAUUCAUGCCAGCAUCAUAUAUAACUGAAGGAAGAGAACUAGAUUUUCAGUAACACUGGGUUUAAAUGAAUAAUGGUCUAUCCACGUGAUGGUUUUGCAGCCAUUAUAAACAUUUUUAAAGAAUAUUUAAUGCCAUGGGGGAAAUUAUUUGUAUAAAAUGGAAGAUAAAGAAAAAACAAGUUUGAUCCAAAUUAAAAAAAAAAAAAGAUUUACAUAUAGGAGAAAAAUGAGAAUGAAAUAAUACCAAACCAAAAUGUUAACAGUGAUUACCAUUGGGUGAUAGAAUUAUAGGCGAAUUCUAUUUUCUUCCAUAUACUUUUCUAUGCUUCUUAAAGACUUUUGUACAAUGAGAAUGUACUACUUUUAUAUUCAGGAAAGUACAGUAUUUUUUUAAUUGCAAUGAGUAUACAUGCUCAUUUUCACUCAGCAGUGUUAGGAAGGUGUGUAGAACAUAGACCCUAAACUCAUGGGAUUCCACCUUAAUACUGGCACUUAGUAGCAGUGGAACCAUGAGGAGGUUGUUUCCUUUUAGAUCCUAUUUCCUGUUUAUUAAGUCAUAAACACUAGAUAUUGAUCUUUUGCAGUUUUAGAAUAAGCUGACUUUACAGGCUGUCAACAUGGUGUAUAAUCCACUUAAUCACUGUUAGGUUAAAAGAACAGCAAAAAUUCACUAUAUUCUCUCCCACAGUUGUUGAAGGAUCUGCAGAUAAUAGAGGCUUCAUUUUUUCAACAUAUGUCUACAAAACCAGAAAAAAAUGUCCUCUUAUGAAACUGAAAUUGCAAAUUGCAGGUUCCUAACCUGUAAAGAUGCAGUCAGCAUAACCUAAAACUAGGGAAAGACACUGCCUUCUCACGUUAUGUACAAUUUAGUAGUUAAAAGCACGGACUUUGGGAUCAGAGACAUGUUCUGAUCCCAGAUUUGCCACAUACUAGCUUGUCAAUUUUGGACAAGUCAUUUAACUGCUCUGAGCCUUCAACUUAUCUGUAAAAAGGGAAUAACUACCUAUCUCACAGAGUUGUGAUGAUUUAAUGAGAUAAUGCACGUAUUGUGUGACAAGGCUAGCACAUAGUAAAUGAAAAUAGCUUAAGUAUGGGACAUUGGAGCAGUGUUUCUAAACACGUAGAGUGAUUCAGGAAAACCCUUACGUAAGGUAGCAUUUAGGACAUUUUCGGGUGUAAUGAACACAGUAUCAAGUACUAGUAGCGAAAACCUUAAGAACAUUGAUUGUUUACUUAUGGGGAAGGCUAGAGGUAAGCAGUUCCAAGUUUGGUUUGGCAACUGAGCAAUUCACUAAACUUAAGUCUUAACUCCAUAAUUUUCAGCACAUUGGCUUUCAUUUUUGGAGCCUCCUGGUAGUAAGAUGUUGGCUAUAGCUACAAGCUCUUCUCUUCACACAACUCUGUUUCAAAGUCAGGAAGUGAGGAAAGGAACUGAGGUUUUCUGAUCUGUUUGCUUUCUUCCUUUUAUCACCGAGAAAAACCUUUCUCAAAAGAAGGGCGGGAUGCUAUGCAGUCAGUACUACAGGCGCUUGCUAGCUUCCUCUGCCUUUCUUUAUGUCUGGUCCUUUGAGAAGGCCUUAAUCCAUUUUCAACCAAUAUAUAAACCUUUAAGUCCUUAGCUCAAAAUCCAUCUGGGAAUACUUAGAAUCUGCUCAUUCUUAAAUGUGGUCCUCCUCUUUCUUUGUAUGCAGUGAAUCCCUAAGCCUAAUGCCACUUGUCUUAUGCACAUAGUGAAGUAUUGUUAUCCCAUAACAUUUGUACAAGAAAAUUGAGCCUCAGUGAGGUUAGGUGACUGCUAGUUAGUGAUUGGAAUGAGGGUUUGAACUCAGAUCUGAGUGUUAAGUCCACGCUUUCUUCAUUAUACCAAAGUACCUCUGCCUGCCAUGGUGGUUCUGUACAUGAGUGGGAGGCCAGUUGGGAUUCUCCUGAGUGAAAGGUAAUUGUAUCUGGAUAGUUAUUUGACCAUGGUUUCAUGAGGAAGAUGCUAUCUAUCUCCUCUGAGUUUGAUUUAUGGUUUAUCUCUGCACCUUGUAAUUUAGUUUAAUGAUUAUAUAUUUCUGCCUUUCUCUUACUGGAGAAAAAGAAGCAAAGGUUGUGAAGGGUAUAGUUGUGUGAAAAUGGAUUGUUUGGUUUUGUCCUAUUUUGAUAGGAUAGUGGCUUAUGUGCAAUUAUGUGAUGUAAUUGUCCCUCUUGGCACAGUUAUUCAAAGCAAGGUUUGGAGGCUCUGGAAUGGAUUUGCUGCAUUCCAGGGAUAGAACUGUUGUAUCACCAUUGGGUAGGCACUUCCCUGAGAGUCUGGGCGGACACAAGAGUAGAGAAACAUACAUGGAGCAGUGAGUUACACUACUAUAGCAGUAAGGGUCCUUCCAUCAUUUUUCCCUUGUCACAUGUCCUUUUAAUAUUAAAGAAGGUGUUUGUAAUUAGUAUACUUUGCCUUUUGUCACGUCAGCCAUCCUCACCUGCUGAUUACCUAUGUGGAAACUCCCCAUGACUAAUGUCUAUUGGCUGUCGAAACUAAGAUAACAGGCAGUUGCCUUCUUGUGUGCCUGUCAGAGGUUAUUUUUUGAGCACUAAUUAUUACUGAGCAGAGUUGUUGAUGCUUUUUAUAUGUUACUGAGCAGGUAACCUCUGACCAAAACAUUUUCCUAUUACUGUGUCAUAGUGCCUGAGAUUCUUUCGUCCUAUAAGCUUUCUUUUUCAUCUUAAAAGACUUUUGUGAUCUUCAAGAGGAAAUGCCUUCUGGAAGGAUACUGUGUCAUCUCAAACCCAGCAAUCUGAAUACAGAUCUUCACAUUUCUUGUCCCAGGCAAGCUACAAGAAUAGACCCUCACCCAUUUUCUAGGCUGAUACUUGUCUUAGGCUGCAGGAGUACAUGUUGAUAAGCGGUCCCCAUACCCUUUCAGAUAAAUAUUCUGCAAUAUAAUCUGAACUGAUAAUCCACCUUCCUCCAGGGACUUUUUCAAGACUGUCAGCUGUUUAUUUCAGUCAGAGUUUAAUUAUGAAGUUCUUACCACACUUUCAGGCCUUUUCAUGAUACACUCUAGAUUCAGAGUCUGUGUUUUUUCCAGCUUCCGGUACUAAUGGAAACCUAGUUGUUGCUUAAUAGCAGUGCUUCCUCUGCAGCCCCUCAAUUGUUAGUUUUUGUCUCCCUCAAUCCAUUUACCUGUCUUUACUGCAUUUCUUCUCUAUUCUCCAUUAAAAAAACCCCAGCUGUUUUGAAAUAUACAUCAUUAGACUACUGUGUAUUACCCAUCCCUGUUUUUAUUAUCUACUGGCUUCCUGUGCACUCACACUUACUCAUGUGUUUAGUAUCCAGAAUAUUCCUGAGGAAUAUGAAGAGGUGAUAUUUUUAGCCACAGACAUCCCAGUUGCGUAGAAUUGCUCUUGUGUGAAAUUGAAAUAUAUGUAUCUCCUUUUAGUUGAGGAAGUAUGGAAAUAAAGUUUCAUUUUAUAUAGCCUUGGUUAAAGGGAAAUGUGAAAGAUAAAGAAUUCUGCAUACAGAGGAGAGAAUCUCCCUAGGCUUAGAGAUAUUUUUUAUUGAUGGUGUAUACUAUAUCAGGGCUUACUUGGAACAGAGAAGAAAAUCAAAACCCAAAACGGCUUUAAAUAACUGAACAAUUCUGUUGCAUUUAAAUCUCGUAACACCAAAUUUCAUGUUUGCUCUAUAUUCUCAGUGAUAAACUUCCUUUUUUUAAAAAUUUUUCCACUUAAUAUAAACAAUUCCAUUUAAUAUAAAUAAAAUAGUAUGCUCAUAUUAUUAGAUUGUUUUUAGAAACUAGACUGUCUUUAAUCAUCUCUGAUGUUAGAAAACUUUUUGCAGGACAUACUUAUAAUUCCUCCAAUAAAUCUGUUGUUAUUUGCUUGUUUUAAAUAUCACUGAUUUUUUUUUUUUUCGUGUUGUUUCCUUUGUUCAGAGUGGGAAGAAAACAGUUCAGUUUGCUUUUCUAAGCAUCUGUUUUUGGAAUGAAGUGAUUUGACUUGUGUCUGAUUUAAACACAACAUGAAGCUUAUUAUUUUCGUACUCAUAUUACAGAAAUGAGAGCUCUCUAGCCAAUAUAAAGUGUCCUUUCUCUGGCCUCAUCUGUGUUUCAAAUCUGUACUAUUAUGUAGACCUCACAUGGGUGUAUAAAACCAGCUAUGUUCCUUGAAGUCCAUUUCUGCUCCAGAAAAUAAGCUCAUGAGGGGGUAAAAAGGUGAUGGCAGACUCCUUUCUGGACAACACAGAUGCAGGACCUGACUAGUUCCCACUCCUACUGACCGUGUAAAUGCACAUGGCACAAUUUGACCACAGGGAUUGUGGACAUGCAAAAGGUGUAACCAGUCUCUGAAACUAAGGCCAGUGAACUCCAAAUCCGGGAGUUAACAUGAGUUAACAGCACACAUACAGAUCAGUGUCCCAGGCCCACCAAACCUGGAGCAGAGUCCAGGAAUCUAUAGGAAAUAACACUUUCACAGUGGGAAUUGAAAAACAUUUUUCAUUAGGAGCCUUGACUCUUUACAUGACUACUUUUAUAAUGA